Messenger RNA from Aphis gossypii (cotton aphid), 2710 nucleotides. RefSeq lists its product as uncharacterized. NCBI's taxonomy places the organism in Eukaryota, Metazoa, Arthropoda, Insecta, Hemiptera, Aphididae. The record is from RefSeq and is a predicted model, not a curated record. The transcript is spliced from 4 exons. The coding region runs from base 160 to 495 and encodes 111 amino acids.
CUCGUGGACGACAGUCGUCUCGCAGCAUCCCCCAAACGCACUCCUUUGGUGGUGGUCUCGCUCCGACGUUCGUCAGCCUCCCAAAGUACUCACGGCUUAGCUAACCGUCAAUAUCGUUACUCUGCGUUCAGAAAAUUUCAAAUUGUACCUAACUGUAGAAUGACUCUGUUUAAUUUGAAUAAUAACGGAUCAAUCAUUAGGCGGUGUCGGCGGCGGCUGGGGAAAGUCGCAGUAGGGAUUUUCAAAAGUUACGCACCAGCGGUUGUCCUCUGGAAAUCGAUAAUGCCGGUCGGAGGAAGAGUGGCCGGCAAAGGUGUCGGCGUACACAAUUCGGGUGGAUCUAGUGACGGGCACGCGUCUGGCGGUUUCAACGAGGAAGUCAUAUGGAUCAGCAUUGGCAUGAGCAUAGCCAUAGUCAUACUGAUAACGAUAGCUCUGUGCUAUUUGGCUCGUCAGCGGUGUAAGAAGAGACAGGAGAUAAGCGUACGCACUUAACAUGGACAAAGUUUUCACUAAUGCAUCAUACACAUACUUCAUACUCAAGCAAACUACCUAUAUACAACGACCACCUACACAAAGUGUUUUACUCGGACUGCGUACACAGAGAUUAUGUAAUUUAAACGACCCCAUUCGCGUUUUUAUAGCUAACUAUUAUUAUUAUCAUUAUCAUUAUCACUAUCGUAGUCGUAUUGAAUGUGUAUCCUUAACUUAAAAUCUAUAUCCAUCAGUGACGGACGCAGGGAGAGGUUUUGGGGGUUCAAACCCUCUCCGAAAUGAAUGAAUGAUUAAUUUUAAUCACAGUUAUUCUUACUUAAGAACCUUCAAAAAUUCUAAUAUUUUCAAAGCCCCCCCAAAAUUUUUUUCUGCGUCCGCUCCUGAUAUCCAUUGUCGUAUCUUACUUUUGGCAAUGGCGUGACAAUCGUCUUAACAUCUCGCGUAAUCAUCCAGUUGAUGUUCACAAAUUGUUCACCCGUCAUACUUAAUGCACCCCCGUCAAUCUCUUCUCCAUAACACAGUCAAUUAGUCAUGACUUCAGAAUAAAUCACGUCACGCGUAGUUACGUGGCAAUUGAUAUAACCCAAGAGAACUGUCUUCGAUGCAAAUACAAGUCUCAACGCGUCACAUCCUCCCUAGUUCCAUAUAUUGAGACCCACAGACGUUUUACGACAGAAUAAUUCCAUUACGCGUCUACUAUUUGAUGCGUAUAUUAUAAUAUAAUAAUGAAUCGGUGUUAUUAUACAUUUUAAAAGACAUUAAUAAUUUAAUUUGAACUCUCGUCGUCAAGUGUUAUUAUAUAGUUGUGUUCAUUUUACAUAGGUAAAAAAAAUAUUAUAUUAUAUUAUUGUAUAAUAUUCACGUAAAAAUGUCACACACAUUUUAAAACAUAUAAUAUCGGUCAAAAUGAUUUUACGUGUAUCCGUACUUUUUUGUAGUAAUUGAUACGGCGUAUAAAUAGUAUGUAUUAUUUCAAUAGUUGUAAACUGCGCACGCUGAUUAUUAUUAUAAUAAAAUGAUGUGGGACGCGUUUCUUUUUCGAUUAUAUUGUUAUCAUAAUAUGUAUGAAAAAAAACGAAAAUCGCGUCAUCGAAAAAUUAUUAAUUGCAGGACCACCGCGACACGGUCGUUGUCAUUGUCACGUGAAAGUUCUGACGAGUACAAUAAACCACGCAAUAAUAAAAUAUUAUACUAUAUAAUAGUCGGCAUUGCCGCUGUGAAGAUUGAUUUCAUUUUUAAUUUUAUUUAUAAUAAUUCACAUUAUUCAAUCAACGAUUAUUAUUAUAUUAUUUUACUUAUUAAAAUUCUGAAAUUCUUCUCCUGUGGCGUUACUCCGCAUGGUUGUGUUUAAUAUUUAUAUAAUAAUUCUAUAAAUAUAACAACAACAAUUUAUAAUAAUAAUAUGUAUUAGCAUCACCAAAAAAUAUUAAUAAAUGUAUUAUAAUAGGAUGAUAUAGCGUCUGGUUAUAAAACAAAAAUUAAAAUUUUUUUUUCAUUUGUAUGAUGCAGAAGUAUAAGUGAAAAAAACGUUAUUUCUCCAUGUAAUCAAAUUCUAAAUAACAUUAUACUAUAUUAUACCUACUGUAAUACCCUGUAUGCUGUAUCUACGAUAGUGUAAUAUAUUGACAAAUGUGUACACUUAACAGAUAAUAAUCCAAUGAUAAUACUUAAUGUUUUUUCGACAUACAAAUCAUAUUGUAAAUUUGUAAGUCAUAAUACGCAUGUUGUGUGUACAUCGUAAAAUGUUUACCUAUUUUAUAAGGUAAUUCUUCCGCACAUUUUUUUCGAUAAUUUCAAAAUGAGUUUAAAAAAAAAAAUUGAAAAAUAUAUGUAUACUUAUGAAAAGAUAAGUUUAAUUUAUAAAAUAUAAUUUACUAGUAAUAUUAAGAUAAGAGUGGAGAACGUAUCCAAGCAUAAAAUAUUCAUAAAUCGUAUGUUAUAGUAAUACAGAAACAAUUACGUAUAAACGUAUAAUAUAUAUUUAUAACUCUAUAUACCUAUUAUAUAAUAAUAAAUACUAAGACCAAUUAAUAAUAAUGUCAUUUUUUAAAUAUUUAAUUGUGUAAUCUGUGAAACAAUAUAUUAUAUUACCUAGUGUAUUUACUAUAGACAUAACUACAUAAGACAUGUACUACUAUUGUACCAAAUAAUGUAGUGGUUUACAAUAGAAAUUAUAAAAAUAUUGUUAUAAAUUAAAUCAUAUAAUAAACCUGUA